This is a messenger RNA of Pseudo-nitzschia multistriata, 640 nucleotides long. NCBI's taxonomy places the organism in Eukaryota, Bacillariophyta, Bacillariophyceae, Bacillariales, Bacillariaceae. The record is from the annotation of a GenBank genome assembly.
CGGAUACUUCAAUUCAGGUAUGUACCGAACGAAAGAAUACGAAAGAUUUUUGUACUCAACGAGUAGGAGUUGAUACUCGCAAUAUUCGAAUAUUGAGAGAAUCUAACGAAUCACCAAUGCUUUUCUGCUCAAUCCAUUUGUUGSCCAACCUAUGUAACUACUAGUGUGCGAAUUGGAUCUCGUAUUUUCGCUCCAUAAAUCGCUUUUGAUUUUGUUUGAAAUGUUCAUUGGUGGUAUGCUCUGUGAGAGCAAUAAACGAGAAGUUCUAAAAGCCAUCAAYGAGGCYGAAGAAUUGGUGGAAGAGCUGACGAAACCUGGGGAAGAUACSGCGAGUCAAUUGGACGACGGUUUGAGCUUCCAAGAGCAAUUCCAACUCGGGCGAAAGCCAGGCCGACGACAGGGAAGUCAGCGAAAAAUGUAGCGGAAUCUUGUGAUUAACAAUGAUUGCAUUAAUUAGCAUCACCUCCCACAAUCUCAUCGUGAAUGAUGAGUUUUAACCACUUAUUUCAAUGUAUCAACUAUCUACUACUGGUUGUAGUCACAGUCAUCCUACUGGUGGGAUAUUCAGGUUGAUUUGGUUAGACUGCGAAAAUUACCAAUCCACAAUAUGCGUAUCGAAAAAUUAAUCUGAAGUCGUUAA